Messenger RNA from Linum trigynum, 3262 nucleotides. The record is from the annotation of a GenBank genome assembly. Lineage: Eukaryota; Viridiplantae; Streptophyta; Magnoliopsida; Malpighiales; Linaceae.
GUUAUAUCUAUGCAAGAUAGGGAGAGCUUUGGCGGAAAAAAAAAAAAAAAAAGUAGACCAUUGGGAUUGGGCGAGGACCGAGGAGAGUGCAAAGACUACACUUAAUAAUAGCGAGAGAGAACUAAUCGAGAAAGAAAAAGAAAAAAACAGAAAGGAAAGGAAGGAAGCAGAAGCGCAGCAGACAGAACCAUCGCCCAUCGUCUAAUUCCUGCAUCCAAUCAAUCAUCUUCUGUUGUGCGAAAGCCCCCAUCAGCAGGUCAAAUCCUUCUUCUUCCUUCAACUCACAAUCCCCAGAAUUUCAAAUUCUAAAGUUCGAGCAUUUUUCCCCUCGGUCUCUUCAGAUCAAUAACCCUUCUCUUCGCUCUUCGCUUCCUUUUCUCUUACAACAGCUGCAAGCCCUUUCAAUUAUCGAUCUUGCCUCCAAAUUCUCCAGUUUUACAGGGUACCCUUCUCUUCUUCCUCGCAUAUAUACUUUAGUUUCGUCAGAUGUAAUGUGGCUGUUCAUUUACGGUUUCUCUCCGUUCAACUCCUCCACCGCUGGUCCAAUUGAUCUUACUAAAGCUUGCAGCGCUGCAAUGUGAUAUUUCGUUUCAUUAUUUUAUACUGUUUCUAUAGGGAUCAAUGCCCAAUUGUCAUGAUCUCGGCCUUAUGUGUUCUCUCUCAGUAAUUGCUAAGAUUGUGCUUAUAGUUCCAAGAAUUGGGUUCCUUUUUGUUAACGCAUUUGCUAAUAUAUGGGGAGGCUAUAGAUUUGCUUUGCUAGGAUGAAGCUCAGUUGAAAAGUUUGCAUCUUGUUAUAUGCUUCUUUAUGCUUACAUAUAUGUUCUACUCUUUUCAGCUCUAAAAUCUGAGAUAUUGAUAUGCAUAGCAUCGCGAAGAAAGUAGCAGACCAGGCAUCUAAGAAACCUACUCUCUCCAAGUCAGAAUUUGGAUCCUUGUUAAUUGCAUCAUUAAAGUCAAGACGUGGUAGCAGGGUGGCCCUCAGUAAGAAACAAAUAUCAAAGAAAGUUACUCGUCCUCCAAGUAAGGUGACCAGGAAAGGUGUUAGGUCUAGAAAGUUGGUUCGGGGUAAAAGUGCACGCAAACCACAUUAUAAAAGGUCCGGGAAGAAGUCAGAACCGUCUACUGCUAUCUGUCCUGAGUUGAAUGACAAGAAUCCUAAGAAGGAGACUGCCAAGAGAAAAUUCAAAAGGAGAAGGAUAGAUGGAAGGCUAAGGAAUAAUGUAGAGCUAGAUGAACCAUCACGGUUGCAGAGGAGAACAAGAUACUUGAUGAUUAAAAUGAAGAUGGAGCAGAACCUUAUAGAUGCUUACUCUGGUGAAGGAUGGAAAGGCCAAAGUCGAGAGAAGAUCAGGCCAGAGAAGGAACUACUAAGAGCAAAAAAACAGAUUUUGAAGUGCAAACUUGGAAUACGGGAUGCAAUCCACCAACUUGAUUUGCUUAGUGCAGUUGGAUGUAUUGAAGACUCAGUUAUGGCCCCAGAUGGAUCAGUAUCCCAUGAACAUAUCUUCUGUGCAAAGUGCAAAUCAAAUGACGUGGUCCCGGAUAACGACAUUAUACUCUGUGAUGGGACAUGCAAUUGUGCCUUCCAUCAAAUGUGCCUUGAACCUCCACUUCACACCGAAAACAUACCCCCUGGAGACCAAGGAUGGUUCUGCAAGUUCUGCGAAUGUAGAAUGGAAAUCAUAGACUCAAUGAAUGCACACCUUGGAACCCAAUACUCAACGAGUUGCGAAUGGCAGGAUCUUUUCGAGGAAGAGGCAGCAGCUCCUGAUGGUGGGAACAUUUUAAUUCUUGAAGAGGAAUGGCCCUCGGAUGACUCUGAGGAUGAAAAUUAUGAUCCAGAAAGGAGGGAAAAUAGCAUGAAUGGUGCAGGAACAGAUAAUGAUGAGUCGGAUAUUGCUAGCAGCUCCACUAGCUUGGGUUGGUCUUCAGAUGAUGAAGCUGUUUCUGGAUCCAGAAGAUGGGAUGUGGAGGGAAAAGAAUUCAGAAACCAGUCAAUAUAUAGUAGCUUAGAUUCUGAUGAAUCUAGUGAUGUUGAAAUCAUGAGCAGCCGCAGAAAGCGCAGAGCCGUUGAUUAUCGGAAAUUGUAUGACGAAAUGUUUGGAAAAGAUGCUCCUGUAGCUGACCAACUCAGUGAAGAUGAAGACUGGGGUCCUAGCAAGAGGAAAAAGAAGGAAAAGGAGUCAGAUGCUGCAAGCACGCUUAUGACUCUCUACAAACGUAAAAAACAAGCAAAAAAGGAUGAGACUUUGGAAGGAAAAAAGGACCUUCCUAAAGAAUCUCGAGUUCGAAGGGCACUAUCGAGAAUUCCACAUAGUGCAGUUGAGAAAUUAAGGCGGGUUUUUGAGGAAAAUGAACUUCCCUGUGGAACAGUUAAACAUAAGCUUUCAGAAGAGCUAGGUCUUGAACCUGGAAAGGUCAGCAAAUGGUUCAAGAACGCAAGGUACCUGGCAUUGAGAUCCAGAAAGUGCAGUGAUUCCAACCCUAAGCUGUCUGGUGAAGCAACAGAAAAUGAAAAUAAGAGUGGAGGCGCUGAAGUUUCAGAUGCCGUAACUGAAGUCGGGCUACAGACAACAAGGACUUCAAAAGAUGUAUUCCCAAAGAAGAAGCUAAGAUCUAAUUGCGGGCUGAAGGAAAAUGAUCCAAAAGAAGUUUCCCUUGAAUCACAGGCAGGAAAUAGUGAGAUGGAAGCCCAAAAGGGUGAUGAUCCGAGCUUGAAGACUCUGCUAGAAGAAAAAUCAAGUGCAGGGAAGAAGCAUUCCUGCUCAAAAUAUUCGGAGUCCCCGUCUCAUCAACUUGCCGAGAGUGAGAUGGAUGGACUUUGUAGAGCCAAAGACACCCUAGAGAACAUGAGGCAGUUUCUGGGGAGUCUACCAAUCAGCAAACGUAGGAGGUCCAAGGCGCUUGUUCUUCGAGAGAGGGUGGUUUAUGUGCCUACUGCUGAGCUAAAGGAGAAGAUUACGACAGUUGGAUAAACCUCAGUUAAGCCUUUCAGAGAGCACCUUUUUCUCUAUAUGCAUCUAGGCAUCGAAGGUUUUAAUUGAGAAAUUGACAAAGUUUAGCAAAUUAUCAGCGAGUAUAGCAGUUUGAGAUGGGCUACUAACCACUUGUACAUUUUAUUUACCUAGCAUUCCGUCUUUUAGGAUAUUUUUUAACUCAUCAAAUAUGAAAUACAUUGUCAAGCCUUUUUCUAAAGCUGUGUAACUCUUAUGUUCUAUAUAUAACGAAGUGCAAGUUAUUGCAAUAAACAGAUAAGUUACAC